GAGACAACUGAUUUCUUCUGCGCACAAGCCUCUCGAACAGCAGACCCCCGCGCAACGAACUCGCCGAUGAAUUCAGGCGAUCUACGACGAAUUACUCGCCGAGGAAAACAAAUCCAAAAGCUAGGUCAUCAUGAUUACUCCCGACGUCUUUCACAGCGCGCCUUUUUUUUUUUCUCUCUCUCUAACCCCCUCUCCCCUACUUUUUCCGUACCAAUCUCUUCUCUCUCCUCCAAUGGCGGAGUCGCGAUAGCAUAAAGAGGGAUCAGGGGAGAGAGGGUAGGAUAUAUACUGGGAGAUAGAGUGUGAGAUAGAGAGAAGUGUGUGUGGGGGGGAAUUUGAGGAAUUUAGUGAGAAUUAUGUUAAUUUUUCCUUGUUUUUGAGCUCGAUUUGAGUUGCGGAAGCGAACGGGGGUGGUGGAGGGGGUUUCAAGGGGGGGAUUUGUUUUGGGAUUCAUGAGAGUAGGGGACAAUGGCGGAGGGAGUAGGAGACGGGGCGAAGAUUAGGGUUGUGCGAUGCCCCAAGUGCGAGAAGCUUCUCCCGGAGCUCCCUAAUUACUCGGUUUAUCUCUGCGGAGGAUGCGGCGCUACGCUUCAAGCAAAGAAGCAAAACCCAGCAUCCGAUGUUUCCUCAGAUAAAUCUGAUGGAGAAAAUGUGAAAUAUCUCGAAGUAUUAGAAAACUGCUCUGCAAAGAAGAAGGUGAUUUCAGAGGCAAAUUCAGAAACUGAUGCGGAAGGCGAUAAAGUCGAAUAUUUAAGAGAAGGGAGAUCACUGCCGGAUAAUUCAAGCUCUCAAAAUGAUGCUAACGGUGCUUUAGAGGAUCCCGGGACUUCAAAGCUCGGUAGUCCUUUUCGCGAGAACAGCUGCAAGAGAAAGGAAAUUAAAGAGAAAGGAGAGGCCCAACCACCCGUUGAAGGGAGAGAAAGAUUUCGGUGCACUUCUUAUCCCGACGAAGGCCCGUCAGAUUAUCACUUUAACUCAAAAUACAUGUAUGCUGGUGCGGAGCAUGGCCAAAGCCGAGUUGGCCAUCUCGAGCAAGACAGAGCUGAGCUUUUGAGAAUGCUCGAUGAGCUGAGGGAUCAAGUCCAAAGAUCCUGUGAAGUCGGCGACAAACAGAAUGCUAGUGCUCAUGCAAGUAGAUCAAACAAUUCCUCAAGUUCUUAUGGUCCGUAUGAUCGAGUUAAUUGGUUGCCGCAAAGGCUGUCGUCCUUGAACCGAAACGCUUCAAGGCGUUCUCCUUCCUUAAAUGGGCACAAUUUCUAUUCUUCCGUGCCACAACAUGAAAUUUCUAAUUAUGGUAGAGCUCCGUUUCAUCCUUCUGGUCAGCGUACAAGGAGGCCAGAGGAUAAUUACUUCUAUGGAUGUUUCGAUCCUGAUCCUCUUAUUUCUUAUCAUCAUGAGGGUUUCUACCAUCAGCCGGCUUGUUCGUGCUUACAUUGCCACCAGCCAGAGUUCGUCAAUCAUCAAAGGGUUCCGUAUGUUAUGAACAACCAUCCGAUGCUUACUUCUCAAAGUUAUAGUCCAAGAGGUAUGAAUGCUACUUUCGCACGAAACCAUCGUAAUACUAAUUUCAGCAAGAAAGCAGGGUAUUCUUGUCAACCAAUCGUUGGUGCUGCCCCUUUUACCAUAUGUUUUAAUUGUCAUGAAUUGCUGCGAUUACCGGAAGAAUCUCUCAUUGCAGAAAAGAAUCAGUUUCAAAUGCGAUGUGGGUCGUGCUCUCAUGCAAUGCUAGUCAAGCUUGAUGGAAGUAGGCUGGUCAUUUUGGAUACUUCACCAAUUUCACCUAUUCCUUCAGAAAACAAUGAUGAUUCUAUUGAUAGUCCACAAAAUUAUGCUCUGGGUAUAGAUGAGAAGCUUCUUCCAUCUUAUAACUUCUCCUUUAAUCGAGAAGUGCUAGAGAGGGAGCAUCAGUUAAAUUCGAGUGCAUCAGAGAAAAUGCAAGUCCUGUCUUCUUCUUCCAGCCUGUCUGGCCAUGUGGAGAGCCCAGGUACUUCAAAUUCUCAGAAAGAGCUUCCUCCAGAAGAAGAAGUGAUUUCGCGCGUUCCCAGUUUACCACUUCGUGAACAUUUUGGAUACUUGUCAGCCGAUCAAGUGGUUGAUGGGCCUGGAAAAGGGAGCAGAAGUAAACGCUCCGAACAAGAGAAAGUUGUAUUAUUAGCUGAAACCUUGAAGCAAAGCUCAGUAAAAGAUGUACCAGUGGCGACUGAGAUGGACUUGUCACCUGAUGAGUAUCCUGAUCCGGGUUUGUCUCAAGAUUCAUUUGACUUGCCCAGAUAUGAAGAUCAACCUAGGAAUGUCAAGGGCGGUGAUUCAUUCCUUAGCAACCUCAUAAAGAAGAGCUUUAGAGUUAACCAGUCGGUGGUGACCGGUAAAUCGAAAGUUUCAAUUAAUGGUUAUCCUAUCUCUGAUCGUGUUGUUAAGAAGGCAGAGAAACAGGCUGGACCUAUCUGUCCUGGUGAAUAUUGGUAUGACUAUCGUGCUGGAUUCUGGGGUGUAAUGGGACAACCCUGUCUUGGCAUAAUCCCGCCAUUUAUUGAUGAGUUCAAUUACCCUAUUUCCAAGAAUUGUGCUGCUGGGAAUACUGGUGUUCUUGUUAAUGGGAGAGAGCUUCAUCAAAAAGAUUUGGAUUUACUUAUUGGUCGAGGACUCCCAGGUACUGCCGGUCAAUCAUAUAGAAUUGAAAUUUCAGGGAAAGUUUGGGAUGAAGCCUCCGGAGAAGAGCUAGAUUGUCUCGGCAAGCUGGCACCAACUGUCGAGAAAAUGAAACGUGGAUUUGGCAUGCGGGCUCCAAGAGUCAUCGCAUAAGUGGAAAUUUCAAAGGGCGGCUCUCUCGACUGUGUGAAGUCAAUCUGUAACCACACUACAGUGAAAAAAAAAGAGGAGAGAAAGUCUUAUGGUGCCUAUGCUGUUCUAUACAAAGGCGAAGGUAUUAUUGAUUUAUAUAUUGGCGUGUGAAUCUACGGUUGUUUGAGGAACCUGCUUGGAGGAAAGUUCAGAGAAGUUUUCUGGUAUUUUCAUUUCUUGGCAUGCUGGUUCUCUCAUCUUCUGCAUUUUCUUCUCUUUAAAGUUGUUCUCCUCCUCUAUUUACCAACCUGAACUCUUUCUGUUUAAUUGUUUAGAGUGCUCUUGUUGUCCGUUCCCGAGUUGAGAAGUUGUUUGUUUACAGAUGUAUAACUAUGUGGCAUUUGUGGUGCAUCCACUUCCUUUUUGUAGGAAUAUUAAGUUUCUAGAGGAGUGCUUUUAUUGUGUUUUUUUUCCUCUUUCACAUCAAACUCUUGAAUUGAAAUGAUUAUAAUUGCGCCUGUAAUUUUUUAAA
Molecule: messenger RNA, 3313 nt
Organism: Ananas comosus (pineapple)
Lineage: Eukaryota; Viridiplantae; Streptophyta; Magnoliopsida; Poales; Bromeliaceae
Exons: 5
Coding region: 469-2802 (777 amino acids)
Biological process (GO): regulation of defense response to fungus
Source: RefSeq, a predicted model, not a curated record